Molecule: messenger RNA, 1562 nt
Organism: Myotis brandtii (Brandt's bat)
Lineage: Eukaryota; Metazoa; Chordata; Mammalia; Chiroptera; Vespertilionidae
Gene: GCSH
Product: glycine cleavage system protein H (aminomethyl carrier)
Exons: 9
Coding region: 1-1029 (342 amino acids)
Biological process (GO): glycine decarboxylation via glycine cleavage system; protein lipoylation
Cellular component (GO): mitochondrion; membrane; cytoplasm
Molecular function (GO): calcium ion binding
Source: RefSeq, a predicted model, not a curated record
AUGACCACCAUCACCAUCACUAUCCCUAUCAUAAUUAUCCUCAUCAUCCUCAUCACCAUCAUCAUCGUCACUGUCGUCUCUAUCUCCUUCAUCAUCAUCAUUAUCACCAUCAUCCUCAGCAUCACCAUCUCAUCAUUACCUGGCUGGGGGGAUUGGGACAGCUGUUUCCCAGACCUGUUGGGGAUCAGUUUCAGUGAGACAGCCGCAGCUGACGCUGCCCUUGGCUACAUCAUUGCCUUCCUGGUACUGCUGUCCACAGCGAAACUUUGGCAUCUGCUCAGGUUAAACCCCAAAAUGAACAUGAUCACAUCAGCUCUACACCGUGCCUGGGGAGACAUUUCAGGCUUUGUCAUCGUCAUCCUUAUCAUGCUCCUGGCUUACUCCAUUGCGUCAAAUUUGAUAUUUGGUUGGAAACUCCGCUCCUACAAAACCCUCUUUGCUGCAGCAGAAACGAUAAUCAGCCUUCAGGUAGGAAUCUUCAACUAUGAGGAGGUCCUGGACCACAGCCCAGUGCUCGGCUCCUUCCUAAUUGGGUCCUGCAUUGUUUUCAUGACAUUUAUUGUGCUGAAUCUACUUAUCUCUGUCAUCCUGGUGGCCUUCAAUGAAGAGCAAAAAUACUAUCAGACGCUGCGCACCGGUCCCAAUCUGCUGUUGGUGCGUAAAUUCACAGAGAAACAUGAAUGGAUAACAACAGAAAAUGGUAUUGGAACAGUGGGAAUCAGCAAUUUUGCACAGGAAGCAUUGGGAGAUGUUGUUUACUGUAGUCUGCCUGAAAUUGGGACAAAACUGAACAAGCAAGAUGAGUUUGGUGCUUUGGAAAGUGUGAAAGCUGCUAGUGAACUCUAUUCUCCUCUGUCAGGAGAAGUAACUGAAAUUAAUACAGCGCUUGUAGAAAAUCCAGGACUUGUCAACAAAUCUUGUUAUGAAGAUGGUUGGCUGAUCAAGAUGACACUGAGUAACCCUUCAGAACUAGAUGAACUAAUGAGUGAAGAAGCAUAUGAGAAAUACAUAAAAUCUAUUGAGGAGUGAAAAUGAACCCACCUAAAUAAAGUAGUCUAAAACAAAUUAUCUAGCAUAGUUGUCUUAAAUUAGUGGUGGAUGAAAGAUUUAAUAAUUCCAAUGAAAAAAGAAACCACAACAAUGCUACUGGAUGAAAAUACCCCUUAACCAUCUAAUGACGGCAGAUAAAUACAAUGUGCAUCUUUUCCACAACACCCUAUGGUUUUUAGGCUAGGCUACAGUUAAAAUAUUCAGAAUUCCUGAAAUUAUCUAUGGUAAAAUCUAGUAAUAAAAAUUACAUUUCAAGGAUAACAUUGUUAUCUUAGCCUUAUAUAAUACUGUAACUUGCUUACAUCGGUCUCUGGAUUUGGGUCACAAUACUUAAUGAUCUUUCCAUUGGAAAUAACAGGCAGUAGAUAAAAGUUUUUGUUGUUACGGUGUCAGAUGAUGAACAAUACUGUCUUAAUUUAGCAAUUACUGAGUUUGCUGGUGCUAUUUUUAUACACUGAAGUAGCAGCCUCACAGGAAAAUAAGAAAGUUUAAUAAUAAAACAUUCAACUUCA